AUGGCAAGUCAGAAGUUUUCAAACUUCUCUAUUGAUUUCAUCCUGAGCGACACAAGCAAUCAAACACCCACAGAGGAUCAUCCAUCAUCUCCGCGGGAUUUCCAAGGGCACGUAACCAAACUGGAUCAGCUCUAUCAGGAUGAAUGUGGAGUUCAGCAUGCGGCCCUGAUGAUGAACCAUCACCCAUCAUCCUCAUCAUCCUGGACGGGCAUGUUCAACUGCUGUAGCCCGGUCUCAUAUUAUCAAAUGACCUUCAAUUCCAACUACUACACGGCUCAGCAGUGGCCCUUUAACACAACAGGUGACCCAGUUGAGCAUCAGUGCCACCGAAACGCAUCCCAGCGUCAGCGCAAUCGAGUACGCACUGUAUUCACAGACAACCAGACACAACAACUCGAGCGAUUAUUCGCCAUCACCGACUACCCGACCGUAGAUGCCCGGGCGGAAUUAGCCAAGAGUACCGGCCUCACCGAGGAGAUUGUACGGGUGUGGUUCAAAAAUCGACGCGCACGAAGAAAAAGACAAUCGAACUGCAAAAACGCAAAGCCCUCUCCGGAUCACACACACGACUCAGAUUAAUUUAUUAUUAAACAUUGACUU
This is a messenger RNA of Paramisgurnus dabryanus, 600 nucleotides long. The record is from RefSeq and is a predicted model, not a curated record. NCBI's taxonomy places the organism in Eukaryota, Metazoa, Chordata, Actinopteri, Cypriniformes, Cobitidae.